AUGUACUUUGCUCAGACCAUCGUCGCCGCCCUCCUGGCCGCCACCUCGGCCGUCGCCGCCCCCGUCGCCGACGGCCCCGUCAACAUGAUGGCCACGGUCCCCCGCGUCAUCUUCGAGCACGUCGUCCGCAACUGCGACGCCGGCGACAACUCGUGCACCACCACCUUCACCAUCAACCCCCAGCGCUUCGACAAGCAGUACGUCAGCUUCGUCAACACCCGCAACGGCGACACCCCCGCCUCGCGAAACGCCGGCGCGGCGCAGAGCUUUGGCGACUACACCAUCACCUCUGGCUGGAGCGGCCAGUUCGGCCCCGGAAACGGCUUCACCGUCUUUUCCGUCGUCGACCACAAGCACAAACUCAUCACCUACCCUAGCUACACCGACAAGCAGCUGGCUAAUGGCCAGGUCGUCACGCCUGACCAGAGCUACGCUCCUGCCAACCUGAACUAA
Ustilaginoidea virens is the source of this 453-nucleotide messenger RNA. RefSeq lists its product as uncharacterized. The record is from RefSeq and is a predicted model, not a curated record. The transcript is spliced from 2 exons. The coding region runs from base 1 to 453 and encodes 150 amino acids. Lineage: Eukaryota; Fungi; Ascomycota; Sordariomycetes; Hypocreales; Clavicipitaceae.